CGGCGCCAUGGCGGCGGCGGUGGGGCCGGUGGACUGUCACUGCCACCUCGCCGCGCCCUGCUUCCGGACGGACGUGGCGGCCGUGGUGCGGGCGGCGGAGCAGGCCCCGGUGUCGGCGCUGGUGGUGGUGUCGGAGCAGGCGGGGGAGUUCCGGAGCGUCGUGGCGCUGUCGGAGAGAUUCCCAGGGUUUGUUUUGCCGUGCCUGGGAGUUCACCCGGUUCAAGAGGUUUCACCAGAGGAGCAGCGCAGUGUUACUUUGAAGGAUCUGGAUGCUGCAUUGCCACUUAUAGAACUCUACAAAGAUAAAUUGGUGGGGAUUGGCGAAGUUGGACUAGAUUUCACUCCCAGAUUUGCCAGCACGGAUGAACAGAAGGAAGGACAAAGACAGGUUUUGAUCAAGCAGAUUGAGUUAGCGAGAAGACUGGAUUUGCCUUUAAAUGUUCAUUCCCGCUCAGCUGGAAGACCAACCAUUAAUCUCUUAAAGGAACAAGGUGCUACAAAGGUGUUGCUCCAUGCGUUUGAUGGGAAGCCAUCUGUAGCGAUGGAAGGGGUGAAAGCUGGAUAUUUCUUCUCCAUUCCUCCUUCCAUUAUAAGGAGUGAACAGAAGCAGAAGCUUGUGAAGCUGUUACCUCUGGAAAGUAUGUGCUUGGAAACUGACUCUCCAGCUCUGGGGCCUGAAAAACAGGUGAGAAAUGAACCAAAAAAUAUUUACGUUGCUGCAGAAUAUAUUGCCAAAAUUAAAGGAAUUCCAGUUGAAGAAGUUAUAGAAGUGACUACACAGAAUGCACUGAAAGUAUUCCCCAAGCUUCGGAACUUCCUUCAGAUAUAGAUUCAGAAACUGAAAUAUGAUAUUGCAGAAACUAUUAUUUAUGAUGUAAUUAAAACCAAUGUGCAUCUUGUCUUAAGUGGAGUUUUGCUGUUGGAAAGUUCAAGAAGUGAGCAGAGUGUUAUAUAGAUGCAUAGGAUGAAUAUAGGGAAUUUCUCAAAGGCCUUUGGUAUGCACCAUUGUCAUCUCUUGGAUGUGAUAAAGACAGGUUGUUUAUUUGCA
Haliaeetus leucocephalus (bald eagle) is the source of this 1048-nucleotide messenger RNA. It is a transcript of the gene TATDN3, whose product is annotated as TatD DNase domain containing 3. Lineage: Eukaryota; Metazoa; Chordata; Aves; Accipitriformes; Accipitridae. Gene Ontology annotation, molecular function: hydrolase activity, acting on ester bonds. The record is from RefSeq and is a predicted model, not a curated record. The transcript is spliced from 10 exons. Bases 8 to 829 code for a protein of 273 amino acids.